This is a messenger RNA of Macrosteles quadrilineatus (aster leafhopper), 686 nucleotides long. RefSeq names its product INO80 complex subunit C. Gene Ontology annotation, cellular component: Ino80 complex. NCBI's taxonomy places the organism in Eukaryota, Metazoa, Arthropoda, Insecta, Hemiptera, Cicadellidae. The record is from RefSeq and is a predicted model, not a curated record. The transcript is spliced from 5 exons. The coding region runs from base 162 to 581 and encodes 139 amino acids. Gene Ontology annotation, biological process: chromatin remodeling.
UAACAUAUUGUUUGUUUACAACACGAUUUGAAAGUAAAACAAAUAGUUUUUCCCUUCGGUAAGGACCUUACCUACAAAUUCUGUUUACUUUCUCCGCAAAACUUUAGGUUCUUCUCAUCUACAAAAACAUCUAUUAAUAAUUUUUAAACUGAGUUUCAGAGAUGGCUGAAAAUAUUGGACUGGUCAUUCAAGUACCUUCAUCCCAAGGAACCACGUCCAGCAUUGAUAUCUCAUUUGAAGAUAUUAAAGAAGAGAAAAAGUUUGUCUUUAAAGAUUCUAAAUUCCAGCUCAAUAAGCUAAAAAAGAAGAAAACAUACAGGACAUUGAAGCAAAUUAUUUCUCAAGAAAAGAGUUUACCUUGGCCUCCAGAUGCGGUUACAUAUAGCUCGAUUGGUGCCCCUCCUUCAUUCCGACCAGCCAAGAAAUAUUCUGACAUAUCCGGCUUGAGCGCCAAGUAUACUGAUCCCCAAACCAAGCUGUAUUAUGCCUUAGCUGAGGAGUUUUCCACAGUGAGAAAUUUGCCGAGUGACAUCAUUGCAGGCUACCUAUCACUACGUGGUGCCAACAACCCUAUCGGCUAGGUUAGUUUAUGUCUAUUUAACGUAUUUUGAAAAUGUAUUAUGACUGUACACAGUAUAUAAAUAUUUUUGCGGAACAUCUUAAAUAAAUGGGUUUGUAAUUUUGUA